AUGGAAGAAAUUAAUGUUAAUGAAGAUAAUAUUUUAAUGAAAGAAUUUUAUAAUAUAUAUACAAUAAAUCUAAUUAUUAGUAUAUUUUCUUUUGUAUUAUCAACAUUAUUUUUUUGUUCAUAUUGUUCAAGAACAUCAAGUAGAAAUGCCUCACUUAUAUUAAAAAUAAUUCUUGGUUGUGAUCUAUUUGCAACAUUAGGUACAAUUGCAAGAAAUAUUCAUGGUUUAAUACAAGAUGAUUAUAAAUUUAAAGAAUUAUAUAUGAUCAGCAUUUAUUCAUGUAUUUUUAAUUACCAUAUUAUUUGGAUAACAAUAUUUUAUCUACUUCCAAUUUUAUUUGUUUUCGUUUUAGCACUUGAUAGAUAUCUUGCUAUUAAUUUUUCAUUAUGGUUUAAAACUGUUAAUAUUUCUAAAGGACCAUUAAUUGGUUAUUGUUUUUUAACUGUUACUUUUACAAUAAUUGUAGGAAUUUUAAAUGCUGUUUAUAUAUCACCAUUAGAAAAAAUUCAUUAUACAUGUCCAAUAUUUGAAGGAUUUGGUUUUCAAUAUAGUUAUGGUAUUAAAAUAUUUAUUAUUAUAUAUUUAUCAUUUUCACUUUUAUUAAAUACAAUUGCUUUAAAACAAAUAAUAUCAAAAGAUGGAACAAAAAGAUUUGGUGGUUUUCAUAGUAGACAUAAAUUUGAAUCAAGAAUGACUAAGAGAAGUUUUUAUAUUACAUUAUAUUUUACAACAUCAACUAUUAUUCCAUUAAUAUUAACUUUAAUAAUUGAUUCAAAACCAAAUACAUGGACACCAUUAAAAGAAGGUAUUUCAUCACUAAUAUUUUUAAGAACAAUAAUUAAUUGUAUCGCAAUCUGGAGAAUUUUUCCACGUUAUGUAAAUUUUAAAUUUUGCAACAAGACAAAAUCUCAAAAUGCUGUUCAAGAAGUACAACAUAAUGCAAAUUACACUCAUCAUAAUGCUUUUUCAGGGUAA
Molecule: messenger RNA, 975 nt
Organism: Strongyloides ratti
Lineage: Eukaryota; Metazoa; Nematoda; Chromadorea; Rhabditida; Strongyloididae
Product: G protein-coupled receptor, rhodopsin-like family-containing protein
Exons: 2
Coding region: 1-975 (324 amino acids)
Biological process (GO): G protein-coupled receptor signaling pathway
Cellular component (GO): membrane
Molecular function (GO): G protein-coupled receptor activity
Source: RefSeq, a predicted model, not a curated record